GCUUGAGCUGUUUCAAAUACCUCAGAGUAUGAUAAUGAACAAUUUGGCUUUAUAACCGGAAUCACUUGAACCAAUCAAGCGCCUUUUAAACUCUUAUGAAAGACUGUAAAUUGCUGAACCGCUUUACAAGAAGGAAGACAAAACCAGCUAACCACAAUUGAUGUUUGUGGCUUUUUGAUUUAUCAACAAACUAAUACGUCUCCGCAGGAUAGUUCUUUCUUCAUAUAUUUGUUCCUAUCAGUUAGCAACGAAAUUCUAAGACUAUAGAAAAUGUCUUCUGCAAGAGUGACUUAUGUGAAUCAUGAAGACAAUUCCUCCGAACAAGGACCGCCAAGUUAUUCAGGUUUUGUAUUCGUAGUAGCUAUAUAUUUCAUCUGAUAUCAGGUUUAUAUUGUAGCAUGUAUUUACUGGCAAUGAGGAUACGUCAUUGAUAUUCCGUUAUUGUAUAUCUUAUAUAAUUUAUGGCGUAUUUGGACCCCAAUAUUAUGUUCAGUGUUGUAUUGCUUAUAUUCUCUGAAAUGUAUCUUCCUUCAGUUAUAUAUAAUGAUAUCGGUUGUUUGUUUUCUGUACAUGUGAUAUCAAAACUUUGAUAUCGAUGGGUCAACGAAUAGUGUACUUAAAUUUAUGCUGAAUCUGAAAACUUAAAUGUUGGCCGAUCUCCGCCAACUCCGCGGUCAGGAAUCAGUCAUAUAUCGCUGAAAGCUUCAGUUAUAUUACUAUUCUGAAAAUAUGUUUAGUUUGCUUUUCAUUUUGUCAGUGUAGUUUAUAGUGGUUAAGUGUAUUUUAACAGAGCUUACUUCAGUCAGAGAAAUAUUUGCUAAAUUUUUGAUAAUAAUGGUAUAUGCAUGCAUGUGCAGUUAUAACGGUAAUGGAAAAUACGCAUAUAAUAUUCUUUUCGCUAGUCUAAAGACUCUCUAAAGUUCGAGAAUGAGAGUGAAUAUAUAUAAGAAAUUUUCUUGGUUAGCUGUUCUUAUUAAAGCUUUCCCAACACUAUCAUGAUCUUGUAUUUUAUUUAAAUUAAAUCGUAUUGUUAAAACACUCAACAAACCUGUAUUUUGUUAAUCUACAGCUAGAAAUAUGUCCCCAGAAGCAAAUCGUGACUGCGAACUCUCAUCAACUCUCAUUCUCGUUUGACCGGGGCUUAUAUAUAGGCCUAUAAUAUGUUAUUUUUGUCAUUAAAUAUUAUCUAAUUCAUUAUAAACAGCUUCAAAAAUUCAGUAAAAGUGAAAUAACACGAAUUUCUUUAUUUUGCAAUCAUUUUAAACCGGUAAUUAUAGCCUUCGGUAUUUCAAACAUGAUAUAAAAUUUUUGGCCAAAACGAUAUCUGCGGAAGAUUCAGAAUCGAGACAAAAGAAGCACGAUUGUUGUUUAUGAGUAGCAGUACGGUUACAAACAUAUAACAGGUUUAGUCGUGUAAAUAUUUGUGUAGUGUAUAUUUUGUGAAUUCAUGUUUGAAUGCAUGCAUGCGCGAUUUACAAAUACUUUGAGUACAACUGCAUACAAUAAAAUGCAAAUCAUGUCUUGGUGAUUCGUUGCCAUGGUGAGAAAACUUCCCGUUGUGCCGAACGGAAGCCGAUUUGAUUUACUGUGAGAGUAUGUGGGACGUAGCCUCCUCCGCAGGCAUCUCACCCGACGAAUCGGGUGGUGGGAAAAAAAAUUUUUUUCAAACCCAUUCGCAGGCUACAACCCAUAGAGAGGCCUGCGGAGGAGGCUAUGUGGGACGUAUGAAUGAUUGCAGUUGUUGACUUUAAACUUUCAAGUGCUCACGCAACUAGCUUUUUAAAAUACUUCAACUGAAAAGAGUCGUCGUUAAAUUCUUGGAUGUACGCACAGGAUGUAUUACUUCAAAAAUGUUAUACUCUAUAAGGAAUGGAAACUUUUUAAUACUGCCGAUGCGCGAAAAAUGAAAUUAUUGAUAAUCACGGACUUUGAUUUCGUUUCGUUUCGUUUUGCUCUGACAGUGUUUUCUCGUAAGACUCGUAUUAUACAUGUAUAGCCGUAAAAUAUUUUAAAAAAUCACGAGGAAAUACAAGCAAAUAUAUGUUAAAGAUUAAAGACUUUUCCGUGUUCGUGAGGGAGUUUGUAUGACUCAAGUAAACGCCCUAUAAUAACAUAUGAGUGAAAGAACCUUGACAAAGAACCUUUGCUUGAAACGAUUCUGAACACUAUAAAUUUAUUUGCUCUGUGAACCAACCUAGAAAGACAGUUGAUGACUAUAGGAUUGUCCAUGAAUUUCCUUAAGUAAUUAAGUAUAAACUAUUAAGUAUACAAUACAGUUGUUUACUGAAAUAUUUUCGAUUGAUAGUCCUAUAUAAUCUGGACUGACUUUUUACUCAAAAUCCUUACUAAGGAAAUAGCAUGGAUCUUCGUUGGAAUUAGUAUGGAAAUCCAAUUUUCAUACUAAUUGCAAUUUCCUCCAUGCUAUAUGGGUCAUGGGUGUAGUAUGGAAAUAAUAUGGUUAUACUAUGCCGAAUUUAGUGAUGCAAUUGCAAAUUCCAUGCCGAUGUGGAUUUCACUAUUUUUCCCGUUGAUAAUAUAGGAAAUUCAGAACCAGCAAUAUUUAAAAUUUAAUGAUAAUCAGAUGUUUUCGUUGAAGGAUGUAUAAUCACCUAUAAAGAUAAAGAUAAAGAAAACGAAGGAUGCCGUUACACUAGAAAUCCUUGUUCACUUCCAAAAAAUUCAAAAUCUGGAAAAUUCAGUUCCCAAACGUGAAACGAUUUAAUAUCUCAUAAACUCCCGCAAAAUCGGAACAUCCCUAUCAAACUGCUAAAAACCUCCCCAAAAUCACAAAAAUUGUUGUUUAUAGAAUCCGCUCAAAAUUUCAAUUCAAAAAUUUCAAUAUAGUGAUAAUAUUUCAAUUCAAAGCUACCUAUAUUCUCUGAAACGAACCCCAUGUUUGAACUGAUUAUCGAGGUGCUUUCAAUUUUGCAUUAAACUAUAUAAAGUGAAAAGGCAGUUUUAUGGGAACUCGCAUGAGAUCAGUAGUGAUAGCAUGUGUUUCGUCUUUUCGUAUGAAUUACAUCACUAUAUAUGAUAUUUGUUUUCGUGUAGAAUCAGAUAGAGAACGUUUCGAAUUGCGAGCUCCAGCCAGUCCUACAAGAGUUCAACUUCCGAGGGGCAUGGAAAAUACGUUCACCAGAGGGCGAUAUACUCCGUCAGGUAAAUCAUACUGAUAUACAGGGUGUAUAAAAAAACACGCAACCUUGGAAUUUCCUAAGAAAUCACUUUGCAAUUCUUAAGCAUAAAAGAUUUUAGGCCCCUGGGAAUUGAAAUCAAAUUGCUAAUAGAUCAUAUUACUGUUGUUUUGCAUUAAAUAAAUGCAUAAAUUUUUCUUUAUGCAACUCGCGUGUGCAGUAAUUUUGACAGUAAUUGUGCUAUUUUCCAUUCCCAGGCGCCUAAAAUCUUUUGUCUUUAAAACAAUGUCGAUUUCUCGGGAAAUUCCGAGGUUGCGUUUUUUUUUAUACACCCUGUAUAUGUUCAACAAAUUAUGUGUAGGGGAAUAGCUUUAAUGUAUCCAAUUGGAAUUUUCAUCAAAAAGCUAAAUUGGCCGAAACGCCACCUGUGCUAGUAGAUAUACCAUUUGGCCUAUAAGACUAUAACUACCUAUUGACUUACUUGAACUAGUAUUGAACUAAUACGCAAGAAUUUAUGAGCUGUGUACACCCAUUCAUGCAAUCACUAUUUUUUCAUUUAUUUAACUAAUUUUUUCUUCAUGAACGCAGUAUGAAUCUUUAUGAGCGCAGCAAUACUAAUUAAUGUUCUCUUCACGAACGCAUCAUAUACUACUACUAUUUUUUCAUGAACGCAGGCUACCAUGGAUGGGGGCAUGUGGCAUCUUUUGUCGUGGUAUAACUGUUGUUGAAGAAGGCCUCACACGCUAAAAUUUUAAAGCAAGAUUCUUUUCGACAAAAUAUUAAGCUGAUACCAAAACUAAGUAGUAUUAUUGUCUGACUCGCUCAAGAGUUCUGGUUUGAUUCAUCUAUAAGUCCAUAGUACAGUAAGGAAAUCUCACUCACUGCUGAUAGUGGAUAAAAUUGAAGUGAAUGAAGACUUUAUUCAUUCUAUUUACUAUAAUUCCUCUUCAUUUUGUGAUUGGGAAAAUACCAUGUUCAAGUAAUAGCGUUUUGUCAAGAAAGUCUUUUGACUUUGUAGAAUCAUCAUCAGCAAGAGGUCCGGUCAGUCCAACAAGAAGCCAGGUCAAUCUUCCUAGGGGUUUCGAAAACAUUGGUGGACAACGACCUCCGUCAGGUUUGUUCAAAUUAUAAUAUCAAGACAAAUAUUUUUCUUUAAAUAUUUAAUGUUCCUACCUGAUUUAUUCAUAUUCCUACCUCAAAAAUUGUCAGCAGGAUGACUCAAAAAGCCAUCUAACAGAUUAAAUGCAUGUAAACAGAUGGUGUAUUAAAUGCCUCCAGUUGAGCUUGAAAUUUUUCAUGGCGAUCAGUUCGUCCUAUAGUCGCUUGUUUUCGCAUGACGACGCAUGUGUUCAAUGGCAUGAAAAAUCAGUACUUAAAACUAACACUCGUAAUUGUAGGAACUACUUAUUAUGUAGCUGUAUACUUAUUUAGUAAGUCAACCAGCACCUGCGGCAAAGAUCAGCUUACCGAAAGGAAUGGAGAAUAUUAUGACGUCACGUUCCUCACGCUAUGCAGUGGAUCGCCCUGUAGACCCCGGCCGAUCUCCACCAUUUUAUAGAUCACCAUCACUAGACGAAACAGAUUCACCGUAUUCUGCAGAGAACUCUGUCCAACCUCGACAUUCUGCAUCUUAUAAUACAGGAGGUAAUGUGUUUGCAUUGUUUCUACCAAGCUUUUAAAACUGAGCUUAUUUUAUCUGUCAGAUAAAAUAAUUUUGUUGUUUUGUUAUAUAUGCAGGAACUUUACCUUGGCAGCAAGAUGUAGAUGCAAAACCCAUGUCUAAAGCUGAACAAUAUCCUUUAACACAAGAACCAAAUAACGACGGACAUAUAACAAGUAGGUCUAACAAGCAUUACAAUUAACGCAGUAUAUACUAUUAAAAUUCAGCCAUUUAAAGUUGAGCAGGUCGCCUGAUUUUUCCAAGUUAGAAUGGAAAAUAUUAAAUUUGUGUCAGUUGAAUUUUUCUUAAACAUGGUUUCUAAAACUCUCAACUUUUUCACUUUCACCUUCUUUAAAAGUAAUAAAGCCCCCAAAAAGUUGGCUUCUUUAAAAGUAAUAAAGCCCCCGCCAACAUUUCAGAGACAACUGCUGACAACCAAAGUCCCCUCUUAAGAUCCUCUUGAAACUUCUACUUUCAAUUAAAUAAUUUUAAAUAAAACUGUCAUUUCAGGACCAACGUCAAGGACAAUGGAACAAAAUGGUAAAUCAACAGAUCGCCUAGAUGGUCAUGAAGAACGUGAUGCUUGGGGAAGUAAAUGGGAGUUCAUUCUCGCCUCAAUUGGUCUUGCCGUUGGGUUGGGAAAUGUCUGGAGAUUUCCAUAUUUAUGUCAGAAAAAUGGAGGAGGUUGGUUCAUUAGAUGAGGAACUAGGAAAAUAAAGCUGGGUUCAUUCUCGCCUCUAUUGCUCUGACUGUUGCCUGUUGGUUUAGAAAAUGUCUGGAUAUUUCCAUUUUUAUGUCAGAAAAAUGAAGGCGCUAUGUCUAGUGGCAAUAAUAAUAAUUAUUAUCACAAAUCCUAGGCUUACGAUAUGGGGUUCCACACUAAGAAUUGUUUUCUUGACGGAGGAAAACGGGGUGAAAUCAGAACACCCAGGGGAAAAUAAAAAAAAAAAAACUCUAGUUACAUGAGUUUCCAAGCACAUGCGGGAAGUCAUCGUAACAAGGAAUUACCUUUUCCUCGACUUACAUUAGCAGGUUUCAUUUAGCUAGUGGUAAGGAGGAUCUUGCCAAAUGCAUCUGCUAUCCAGGCUUGAUCUAAUGUGUUGUCAAUUGUCAUCGCAAAGCAGGAUUAAUGGAAAGAUGGACGUUAGAAGGGUCACAAAGCUUACUCCGUCGCGUAGAUCACUGUAAAUUAAAUGAGUGCUGUAUUAUGAUCAUGCCAAUUAAGUGUCGAAGAGAAAAACAAUCAACAUGUGAACUGUUUUAUUAUUGAACUUUUAAAAUUCAAAAUUAUUAAAUUCUUAAAAUGCAAGUGUAACUCCGCUCCUAUUUUUGCCGUUCCACAAUUUAUUGUGCCCUCUCAGAGUUGUUGGCGAUAAGCAAUUAAAUCAGUUUUGUGACCCUCGCGCGAUAAAUUUUUUACCUUAAUUUCAGCGACAUUCGUGCAUGAAACAAAUUUGAGAAUUUAAGAUCUAUGUCGCGGCAAACCCGACGACACAGUCUUAAUUUUAGCUCAAUAAUAAAGCAGGGCCGUAGCUAGCAUGUAUAGUUGGGGGGGAGGUGGGGGUUCGGGCAAAAAUUUCCGAAUGACGAAAAUCAUUUCCGAAUGUUUCAUGGCAUACGGCGAAGUAACAAAGGUGUUUGCUAUCCGGAAAAUGAAGACGCAAUAAAUUAUAAAUAUUAAAGCCAUUUUUUUAUUAGACGCACAUUUUACGCAUAGACAUAUUACAAAAAUAAUAAACCGAAAAACAUUUACCGAUAUACGAUUUAUAAAUUGUUAUCCAUGUUCAUGCCAUGAUUUCGUAAAUUAGUUUAUACUGACAAUACAAUUCUUUAUGUUAAUUAAUUCUGAAAAAUUCCCAAUACCCCCCUCGCUACGACCCUGUAAUAAAGGCUAUGAAUAAAGGCCAAGGAAUUUGAUUCCUGUAGUAAGUGCUUGAAGGCAACUUGAAGCCUUUCAACUCCCGAUAAUCUUACGAACAGCUACGUUCACGAGCUGAAAUGGUGGGGUGUCCUCUAUAAAGGCUGUUUUUCAUUACGGCUAUUUUGCCCGCGUGGGGGCAGCGGACAGUAUUGAACAUUUGGUCGCGCGUGCACGCUUUGAAAGUUGAACAGUUUUCAACUUUCAAACGGCCUGCACGCGCGUCACAAGCGAACCACUCGUGGUCACGCCAUAACUAAUGCUCAUAUAUCUGAUAAAGCAUUCCUACGCGUGCUUUAAAUACUGUAAUACUUAAACGUUAACUUUAUUAACUUUAUUAUAACUUCAUUAACGUCUUUGUUAACUUGUCUUUCGUUUACAGCAAUAUACUGUCAACUCCGUACGUUGAAAUGUUUUCAUUGUCCAACAUUUUAAAAAGCCCACGCGAUAAAAUGUCGCUUUGCCUGCGUGGACAAAGCGGAGGAAAUGGAACCGGCCUUUAAGGCCAUUUUCGAUUGCAGUCGCUUUGCCCGCGCGAGCGGAGCGACCAAGUUUAAUCACGUGAAAAAUCAGUCGCCCGCGGGCACGCCAUGCAAGAAAGUUGAAUGUAGUUCUACUUUCAUGGCGUGUCCGCGAGCAUUCAGGCGGACAAAAAAUACACAGGUUAGGCAACUAUCUAUCAACACAUCAAAAACCAAAUUUAUUUUAUUUCGAUCCUAAAAAAAGAAAAAGAAACACGUAGUAAAGUUGUCCAUCAAUAACGACGAUAUCAAACAAGUCAAAAGUACAACCUUUUUAGGAGUAGUUAUUGAUGAAUGUUUGUCAUGGAACGAUCAUAUCGAUUCCGUUGCAAAGAAAAUUGCAUAGUCUGCAGGAAUUAUUGCACAAUUGCAACAAUCGUUAUUUUACAAAUUUGAAUACUUUAAAACUAAUAUACUAUGCUUUAGUCUAUCCAUAUCUAAUCUAUGGCAAUCUAAUAUGGAGUAACACAUAGGCUACAAAACAAGAAUUCAAAAGUUAACAAAUAUUCAGAAGAAAGUAAUUCGUCUGAUGACAUUUCAGUCCAAUUUUUCUCACACUGAAAAAAUAUUUAUUGACCAACAGAUCUUGAAUCUUGGUAAGCUAUAUAACUACCUUACAAGUCUCUUUAUGUUCCGAUAACAUCAUUUAAACAACUUGCCAAAAUUCUUCUCAAACUUUUUUAUUUCAAACAACCAAAUUCACUAAUACAACACUCGAAGCUCAACUAAACUCUUAUCAGAGAACUAACUACGUCAAGCACUCGCUUUCAGUGAAAGGGGUGGACGUUUGGAAUAAUCUUGACAGUAAUUUAAAAAUAACAUCCGUCCCAUUUUUAAGAAAAAAUCCAAAAUACACUUUCUAUGUAAUUAAUGUUAUAUAACUGUAAUUUCUCUUCAUGUACAUAGAUAUUUAACUCAAGCUUCUCAUUUUAACUAUUAACUUAUUAAUAGUAUAUCAUGCACAUGGGCAAAUCAUUAAAAAAAAAAACUACAGAGAAAGUUGAGUAAUGUUCGCUCCGCCCGCGCGGGCAAAGCGACUGCAAUGGAAAAUGGCUUUUAGGCUGACCUUAUGUAACGCCACCAAAGUUUAACUUUGUUCUCAGAAUGACAACGUCGUUGAGGAUAUACUCCUGGGACCACAAAUUGUUCAUACUCUUUGUCUUGCAUGAAUAAUUUUUCUACUUUAUUCAAUGUUUUAUUUAGUGUUCUUAUAAGUAUUCUGUUUCCUAUCUAGGUGUUUUUCUUAUUCCCUACAUUAUUUUCAUGGUUAUCGAAGGGAUUCCUUUGAUGUUGCUGGAGUUCGCGAUUGGUCAGAAAUUUCGAAUGACUGCCGUCCGCCUAUGGAAUGAAAUACACCCAGCAUUGUUUGGAGUCGGGCUGGCAUCCCUAGCCGUUUCUCUGUUGCUCUGUGUAUAUUACGUUGCUGUUAUUGCAUGGUGCAUCUUCUACUUCUUUAUCUCGAUGCAACCAGAUUUACCUUGGAAGAUUGAUGAGUUGUGCACAAAAUAUCCAGAAUAUAAAGUUUUAAAAACUGAGGAAGAAUUUUGGCUUAAAAACAAAACAUUUUAUUCUAAACCUCCUUACAAAGACAACUCAUCGUAUUAUGAUAUAUCCCAAUACUCUGAAAGAAUGUACCAGGAAAGCAAAAACAAUGUGUCCACAUUUAAAGACUGCUGCGUUCUUGAUCCACCUCAAUGGUAUUUUUACACUGAAGUUCUGGACAUUUCAAUCGAUAUUGAUGAUUACAGUAAAGGCGUCAACUUAAAACUGCUCGGAUGCUUGGUUUUAGCAUGGAUUGUUGUUUAUCUUUGCGUUGUUAAAGGAAUCAAAUCAAGUGGAAAGGUAAGUGAAUCAUUUUCACGAAAGUGAAGAAACAAAGCCUUUAGGGAGCAGUCAUUAUUAAUGCCGGGGGGAGGGCUGGAAGAUAUUAGUGGGGGCACCAAAAAUGUAUUAACCACUUAGGGGCGGGGGGGGCUACCAAAAAUAUCAGAGAAAGGUCGGGAGGGGGCAACAGUAAUGUACAAUAGAGACUUUGUCUCGGUGAAUAUUCCCCGAUAAUCACAGAGCCUGAGACGAAUAAUUGUUUAAUUAUUCACUGUAAUAUAAAUGUCAAUGCUAUAUAAAUGGCUUAAUAUCUAAAUAUAACAAGGUUCAAUUAAAAAUAAAAUUAAAAUAUGUGAACUUGCAAGUUCAAUAUCACAGAGGGGAGGGAGGGGUACUAUGAAAAUUUAUUAUACCUAAUAGGAGGGGCCAUGAAAAAAAAUAUUUUGAAAGAAUGAGGAGCCAUGAAACAUUUACCACAAGUUCAGAAAUAUCUUCCGCCCCCGCAAUUAAUAAUGACUGCUCCCUUAUGCUAUAAGGAUUUUUGGGAAAAAAUGUGAAAUCUCAACAUUAAAUAAAUUUCAUAUUUCUUCAGCUAUCAUUGAAUUAUGUUUUAAUGUGACAGUUUGUUAGUAAAAAUAGGGACAGUUAUGUGUAAUCACUUAACCUUGUAGUCAUUUCAUUUUUUAAGAUUAAAUUCGAAAAUGACCUGAAAAACUGGUAAACUAAUCAAUUUCAUGUGCCACAUAUUGUACAUAAUAUAUUAUUUGUUAUAUAGGUGGUUUAUUUCACUGCAACAUUCCCUUAUAUCAUCUUGAUAAUUUUAUUCUUCCGUGGAGUGACACUUGAGGGAGCCGGAACUGGUCUAAAGGCAUUCUUCAGCCCUGAGGUAAAAGUCGCAAAUAGUACAGGUCAGCUAAAUAAUUAAACAUUCCUAGGACGCAACAUUCGGUAUUGUCAAAUAACUAGUUGUACUGGAUGCGUUUAUACUUGAAGUACCCCUGUAAUGGAAAUACUCUCAUUGGAUUAUACAUGUUUAAUUAACGUAGUCAUAUAGUUAAAAUGUUUCACCGAAGUGGUGGUGAAUAGUGCAAGCCUGCAAGGAUAUUCCAAGGAUAUUCCGACACUAAUGACCAAAGAAGAACUAAAAUAUUUUUUUAAAAACAAUUUGCAUUACAGCUCGCGUAAGGGGUGGACCAUUAGAAAAGUGAUGGGGGGGGGGGAGGGGGGAUGGAAAGCAAAAAUUAAAAAAAAAUCCGUGCAAGGGAUUAUAUUUAAAAAAACUAUCGACACAAGCAAAAAAUUUAAAAAAAUAUUCGUACAAGUUAAAAAAGUCCCCUCCUCCUAUCACUUUUCUAAUGGCCCGCCCCCUAAUAGUUGCAAACAAAACACUAUAGUAUUCACAAGCUUUUAGUAAUUUUAAUCAUUAGACAUUUUAAGAAUACCUCUACACACUGUUAAACAAAACUUUGUGGCUUUCUCUUCGUAUUUCCCGCAACCGCAGCUAAGUUUAGUAAAAACAUUUGCUCGUUUGUAACCAGGACAAAACGGAAAGAGAUUUUGGUUUUGUCUGGAUCAUAUAGUGACAAAUAUCCGGAGUUGACCAACCCGAUCCAAUUACGCGAAAAGCAUUAUCCACUUCCCGAGUGUAUGCUAACAGCAAUUAUACUUGAUAAUAAAAUAAAAUAAAAUAAAAUAAAUUCAAUGUUAAAAAUACGAAUCAGACCAUAGAAAAAACUCGUCUAGUCGUCUACAAUUGUGAGUAUAACGCAUUGUAUAUAUUUGAACAUGAAGUCAGUGACUUAUAUUUGCAAACCUUAGACCAUAAAUGCAAACGAUAGUAUAAAUUAAAAAGACUAAGUAUACUUGCCAGAUAUAAAGAACAAAUAAGAAGUUUGUUUUUCCUUCCUUACAGAAUGCUUGGGAAAGACUUGGGGAUGUACAAGUGUGGAAAGAUGCUGCUACUCAAAUGUUUUUCACUCUCAGUUUAGCCUUUGGAGCUCUAAUUGUAUUUGCCAGUUACAUGCCUUACCACAAUCAAUGUAUGAAUGAUGCCUACACUGUAGUAUUUAUUAACUGUGGCACCUCACUGUUUGCUGGUGUUGUUGUCUUCUCUAUCCUUGGCUAUCGAGAAGUUAAAACUGGUAUUAGUGCAAAUAAGGUAAGUUGCUCCUUUUCAACAGCAAAGCAGAAUUGAUGUUGAGGUACAACUUUGAUGUAAAAUACAGUGAAACUAAUAAAAAAGAAUUUUUAUAUACAGCUGGAUAAUUCCAUUAGUCUUAAACUGUUAUCCGCACCAGAAGUUCAGUAAGGAUCGUCCACUAUUGCUCCAGUGAUGGAGGGGAAACAUGGGACAACUGCCCCAGAGAAAAUUCAACCGCAGUGACGAUACUUAUAACGUUAUUAUUAAAUAUUAAGCCAAAUGGCGUUUAUAAUAUUGUGAAUCAGAAUGUAUGAUUCUGUUAUAGGCCGAGGGGGGUGGCCUUGAAGGCCCUAAAAAUCUCUUGAUACAAGAUUGGCUGCUUAUUAACUGAGAAUAUGAACCCUACAAUCCUGUGCAGGUCAAUUUUUUUUCAACAUUAAAUAGAAGGGAGGGGGGAAGUAAUCACAGAAAUAGAACGAAAUAUCAAAAGUCUCAUUAUUUUUGCACGCGAUUGUCUGAGACCGAGCUGUCUGUGGGUUAGCCGUCCAAAAUUUGAAUUUUUGCCAAACUCCAGCGGUGAAGUUGACAUUUAGGGAAAUUUACAUAUUUCAAUCAAUUAACCGAAAGUUUUUUGUCCCCCAAAAUAUAGAAAUUCCGCAAGGAGGCUGCACGGGGGACUGGGCAAGGAUAAAGAAGCUUUUCUAACGAAUUUAAAUUUUUUUACUAAGCAUUUACUUACUAGAGAAAAAUCUUUGGGAAAAUAGACAAGCAAAGUCAGCUGUAGGCUAAAUACGAUCUAUUAAAAUACUUUGCGAUUUAGUAAGACACAUCUAAUAAGCAUGCAUAAAAAUCUAAUGUAGUGUUUUAACUAUUCUUAAGCCCUUUCAAUUAAGCUCAAUUAGCCAUAAUUUCCUGAAGAAAAAAUAAUUAUAUGACAGUUCCUCACCACCGAGGAAGUACAUACACGUCAAAAUCAUUGAAAUUUUUCCAAAAUUGUAUGUAAGUAGGUCAGAACGAUGAGUUGUCUGUUAUAAAACUCUUGAACUUGAAGGAAAUUUUCUGUUUGGGAGAAAAAAUAUACUCAUGAUGGUCAGCCAUGGGAAAAAAUUGUCUGAAAUUUAUUCUAUAUUUUAUAAUCUUCUUCCAAUGUAAAUAUUCAUCAAUUAAUCGUCCUUUCCUAACAAAAAAUAACUAUAGUUCUCAAGAUCCCCUAUUUUCUUUUUACAUGAAGUACUCAGUUAUAGAAAACCGCUGAGAAAAAAAAUGUUAUAUACACGCGUAAACGCUGAGCCCGCUAUUUAACAGGAUUGAACAAUGUUUUGCUGCCCACGUUGUUCACACUUGUCAACAAUAUUGAACAAUAUUAUUGAGCUUGAAUCGGGUGUAACAAUAUUGUUCAAUAUUUGAUAUUUAAUUUUGUUUAGUAUUAAUAAAGCAUACAACUCAACUACACGGCAAAAAAAACGCUCAGGUUGAUGCAAUACUGAUGAAAACAGGAUUGAACAAUGUUUUAUUUCAGAACCAUCCUCAGAGAUACGAAAAACUCGAGCCAACGAAUUUUUCGUUGGUCGAUUGCAGUGUCAGAUUAAUAUGAAACUAGUUGACAAUGUUUUGCUGCCCACUUUGUUCAUAGCUGUCAACAAUAUUGAACAAUGUUGUUACACCCGAUUCAGGCUCGACAAAACUGUUCAAUAUUGUUGACAAGUGUGAACAACGUGGGCAGCAAAACAUUGUUCAAUCAUGUUGAGCAGCGGGCUCGGCGUUUUUUGUCGUGUGUUCACUUUCUUGAGGCAUCCAGCAUAAAAACAAACAACGAAUAAUUCGUUUAUUACAGGAAUGUUUUUAUUCUCUUCAUUUCAACAAAAUAGUUCUGUGUUUGCAGCGGUAAUUUUUGGCAAAAAAUGGGUUACAGAUUCAUGUCUCACUGUUUAUGAAUGUUGAGCCCUGUCCUUGCCCUGACUGGUAGAUACUUCAUUUGACCCUGCAUGAUCAGUUUUUGCACCGUAAUAAUUAGAGCUCAUUUUGCUCUGUAUAAGUAAUGUCCAUAUCAGGCGGGGGAAUCCAAUCGAGGUUAGAGGUUAGAGGCGGGGUUGGGGUCAGGUGUUCGCCUUGAUACAUAAUAAUAGGGGUCACACGAAGUAUAUACCCCCUGACUCUAACCCUAACCGCUGACUCAUGAACAGCGAAACAUGAAUCUACACGCGUAAAAAUUGAGAAAAUCAACAACUUGUUCCAGGUUGAUAUCAACAGGCGUGAACAAGGUUGUGCGGCCCACUAUGAACAGUAUUGUCAACAUGUUGUUACAACAUUGUUCAACUGUAACAACUUGGAACAACAUGGUUGACAACUUGUUCAUAGUUGGCCGCACAACAUUGUUCACGCCUGUCGAUAUCAACUUGGAACAACCUGUGCGUUUUUAGCCGUGUAUAAUCAAAAAGUCCUUUCAGUUUAAAAUGAUGAUCAUUGUUGAUUUAGAACGCCAGUUUGGUAACGUCAGUUAUAAUUAUAUAGGUGGGUAGUGGACCAGGUUUGGCGUUCAUGGCGUUCUCUGAUGCUCUCCUUCAACUAGACUUGUCGCCAUUUUGGGCAGUGUUGUUUUUCUUUAUGUUGAUAUUGUUGGGUAUUGACAGUGAGUUUGGAACACUUGAGGCAAUUGUGGGACCAAUGAUGGAGAUUGGAAUUUUUCCCAAGAAAUGGAGAAAAGAAGUUAAUACAGGUAAAUCAGUGUAAUUUACACGCAUUUACAUACAGCUAGUACUAUUCAAAAUAACGGAUAACAAAGAUGGUGGUUACUCUGUGGUAUAUUCUUGAAGUCAUUAUCAACUAACCACAGCAACUAAUCGUACCCGGCUCACCGCAACUAAGCCACAGUCUAAUCGUUAAUAAAUCGCGCUGUUACAGGAACCGCGCGGCGAUUUUACGAAUUGGGUCAAGUCAAAUCAAGUUUUGAAAAUCACGUAGGCACGCUCAAAACUGUGACACUGGAGACUUACUGAAUGCAAAGCCCAGUUGAAUUGCAUUCACAACCAGGGACCGUGGAACCGGUAGGGAGCAAUGGGGGCAUGUGCCCCCCCCCCCCCCUACUUUUUUAAAAAGUGAGAAAGUGCUCUUUUUUCUGGGCUAAAGUGCCCUAUUUACCGAACGAAAAAAGGAUUUCUUGAAUGAACGCCCUGUUUUGCUGGCCGGAAAGAAAGUACCCUUUUUGCAGUGGUAAAGACUCUGUAAAGGCCAUUUCCAACAUUAUAGAGACUCCAUAUUUUCAAAAACAUUUUUUUUAUAAAAUCGUUUGAUUUUGGUCAUAUACAAAAGUGCCCCUUUUGGUCAAUGCCCCUCCACUUUCGCGGCCUCUGUUCACAACCCAACGUUUCGAAACUCACUGACAAACUUUACAAUUGCAUAAUCAUAAUCAUAAAUUGAAAUAUUUAUUUAAGCGUUUUAUUGUAUUUACAGCAAUUCUGGCAGUUGUGUUGUUUUUAAUUGGAAUUGCGUUUGUUGCUGGAAAUGGUUUUUAUGUAUUUCAAAUAUUUGACGGAGCAGUGUCGCUCCCCUUACUAAUUAUUGCUUUCUUCCAAUGUAUCGCUGUGGCUUGGGUCUACGGAAAUGACAGGUAAACUGCUAUAUAUCAAUUCAUCCGUCUUAAUCAUUCACUGAUCUUUUAAAGGUGUAGGGAACAGUAUACGAAAUGUCUGUGCAGUAUCUUCUAAUUCUCUUACAAUUCUUGAGUAUACAUGCAUAACUCGUUUUGCUCUUUCAUAUAUGAAUCUAUAUUUAAUGUACACUUGCAGUAUUAUGGAAAUCAAUAGAAAACUUGCAGUGUUAAAAUCAAUUUGAUACACCAACUUGAAUCGGUUUAAUUAUAGCCGACUAUUAAGAAUGUCCAAAAAUUCUCCUCUCCCCUAUAUACAGUAUUAACUUGCAUGGGUCAUCCAAUAAUCAUAACCAAUAUUGUGCAAUAUUGUACUCACAACACUAUAACUGGAUGAUGGAUCAUUAUCUAUGUUAGUCAAAGUUUAUUCAUAAAUCUGGUCCUUCACCGUCAUGUGCCUAUUGUAUAUUUUCCAAGGACCAGAGUUAUGAAUAAACGUUGACUAACACAGAUAAAUAAUAAUAAUAAUGAUGAUGAUGAUCAUGAUGAUGAUGUUCUUAUGCGCAUUUAAAAAUCUCAAUGCGCUUACAAUGGCUUAAAACUAUUUAAAUUUACUGAAAUAGUUAAUAUAUUUACAUUAUAUAUUAGUUAAAAUUUAAACUUAUAUUACAGAUAAAACAGAUUUAGUGGAAUAAUUAAAGUGUUUUCAUAUAUGAUAUAUUAGCUAUAAUGUUAGCAAGCAUAUGCCUCCUCAAACAAAUAAGUCUUCAAAGAAGAUUUAAAUUCUAAAAUAGACUCAGCGGAUUUAAUGCAUUCUAGUAAAGAGUUCCAAAGUACGUUCCGGGGUAGCGUGAGUAGCAUGAGAAAAAGCACGCUUUCCAUAUGCCGUGGUGUAUAUCUUUGGAGUGGAAAGCAGUGAACAUCGGGAGGAUCGAAGUGUACGUGUAGGACAUCUUUCUUCAAUAAUUUUGUGAAGAUAAUCUGGAGCUAGGUUAUGUAGUGACUUGUAAACUAGGAGAAUUAUUUUAAAAUUUAUUCGAUAUUUAAUCGGUAACUAAUGUAAUUCUUUCAGUACGGGAGUUAUAUUGUUAUUCCAAUGAGUUUCACAACCAUCUUCCCUUCGAUAGGCUAUGGCUAGGGGGAGAGCAAGUUACUAUUUCUAGCGAUCAUGGACGUUUGUAUUAACUAAGCAUAAAAUGGCUUUACAAAAUGGUCAGACACGAUACGUUUUAACUUUUAAAAAAUGUCUAUAUGCCGGAUGAUACUUCCGUGACUGUAGUUUCCGCCUUGUGUCAUGGACUCUCUAUCGCGUGAACUAAUAUUUGUAUUGAGAAAACUAAGCUAUUUGUGUAACAGCAACUAUGAAAUUAUAUUAAAUUAUUUAUAAUUUCCGUGUUGUAUUUGUAUAAUUCUGUAAAUGUUUGAUUAAAAAUAUUAUAACCUCCUAUAGAUUCGCUGAUGAUAUUGAGGAUAUGACAGGCAAGAGACCAUGGAUAGGUUGGAUGAUCUGUUGGAAAUAUAUCUCACCUUUAGCCUUAUUCAUUGUUGUCAUUGCUACUGUUUAUGAUCUUUGUAAAAGUAGCGCUGCCUACGAUGUCUUUGUUGGUUGUGUACAGGUAUGUAUAUAAAUGAGAAAUAUCUUAAAUGUAUAUUUAAUUGCUGAGGCUCAUCAGAUGAUAAAUUCGGAACCGCUCACAAAUUUUCACGAUUUCGCUUCAGUUGUGUUCACACCCUCAUGUGAAACCUACAGACGAAUUCAAGCACAGCUAUAUGGCAAGAAUUCGAGCCCAAAAGUAUGGUCUCGCGUAAGCGUUUUCAUAUACACAUGUCAAGUAUAAGCAUAAACUAUAUAGCAGAAAUAUUACUAACUAUAAAGAAAUAUUACUAAUAUUUCUAAGAAAUAUCAGUAAUAUUUGUUUUGCGCAUGUUUUAUCUUUGCUGAGCAAGAAAUAAGGUUUUGUGCAGUAUUCGCGCAAAUAUAGCUACCUCGUGUCAGGUAGGUAGGUAGGUAGGUAGGUAGGUAGGUAGGUAGGUAGGUAGGUAGGUAUAGGUAGGUGAAACGUUAUUUCACCACGGCUAACCCCUACAGCAGAAAGAUUUCCAAGGGGGACGUAGGUAUUCAUAAAAAAUAGCAAAAACAUAUUUACAUCAGAGACACUACAUUACAUAAUAUCAUAGACAAUCCAGAAGACAUUUCUUCUGGAUUGUCUAUGAUUACAUAUUUAAAUAAAACUACAAUAAUAUGAUUACUGGCCAGGCAUUGUAAAAUUGGUAUUAAAGGAAUAAAGAGAAUCCUUAGUCCUUAAUUCUUCUGAGAGUCUAUUCCACAGUUUUACCUCAGCCUCUAAAACUCAGACUUUUUUUCAAGAAAGUUAGAGUGGGGAUGAGGCAAAAAGAGCUUAGUGGAAGAGCCUCGUAAUGGCACUCGUGCAUGGGAUAGGCAGAUGUAUUUAUAUGAUCAUAUAACAUAGACCUUUGGCAGUGAACUCAUGCACACAUCAACAUUGUAUAGGGGAGAGGGGGGAACAUUUGGGAGAUUAUUGUUUUGUCUGCGAAUUAAUUUCCAUGAUUGAAGAUGCUAAUCUUCGGAUUGUGUUUUGUCUUAUACUUUUUGAAAUUGUUGGCUGGUAUUGGUUUUUCACGAAGCGGAGUUAGGCGAUACUUAAAAAUCAUAUCAUGAUUAUCAUGAUUAUGCAUGAUUAUGAUUAUUCAGCUCACUCCCUAUCGGGACUUUUCAGUGACCAUGCAAUUACAUCUAGCCAGUAUUAUACGCUUACUUGUAUAACUUAUAACUAAGCUUACACUAUUUAUUUUUACAACAUUUGUGAUACUACUUUCCUAAUUAUCUUUAUCCUAACCCACUCUGUCAACUUUCCCUGUGGGAGGAAACCGGAGCGACCGGAGAAACCCACGACUUUCGGCAGAGCGUUGACAGACUCUUUUCACAUGAGUCCAUAGCGAAGUCCCGGCAUAUCGUCGAGAAAAAUUAAAAAAGCUUAAAACUGUUAAUAAAGAAACUAUGUACACACAUACGAAACAAUAUCACGAUAGUCAUGGACCAUAGCCAUAAUUACGGCAUAUCUUCGCUCACGUUUCUACCUUCGAUACGAUAAUCAUAAAUAAAAACAUCGCGCGCGAUAAUAUCGAAAUAUCACCCAAAUACUCUAUCGGAUAAACAUUUCUGCAGCGCGUCUGGCACACAUAAUUUUAAGUUACGUGCCACCACACAAUACCUAUAUCAGUCGAAAGUUUAGAUGAAUGGAUUUCAGAAUUUGGAGAUGUCAACAAUGUUAAUUUGAAGACGAAAACUAAAAAGAAACUGAGCAAUACUCGAUCGAUACAAAAUUACAGUACUGAUGCCAGCACAAUACGCGUGUUUAGACGUGUAUUUCGUGUGGUGAAUGUCUCAUUUCAUAUUCGCCGGAUGUGACGCGCGCACACUGACAGUGGCGACACUGAUUGUUACUGGUGACCCUGGUAGUGUACGAAACGGAAAAUUGCAUCGCCGGUGUACUGACAAUAUACUAGAAAAUUAAUCUUCCUUGCGCCCAGCACCCAUGCACCGCUAUCAGUGUUGCUCACUCCAUGUUGGAAGCCAGGUAGCUGUCUGCUAAAAUUCAAGCUAAUUGUCAGUUAGAUCUUUUGUAAGAUGAUCAGUUUCAAAUACCUAUAGCUAGCUGUCUCAUCAUUCUCAACCAUCAUGCAGCUAGCAUUUUGUUUCAGUUGUCAUUCAGCUCUUCUUAUAAUUGCAUGCAUGCAUGUAGAUAUUAACUGUAUAAUAUGAACGUAACUUUAACUCUUGUAGGAUCCAUUUAGUUCAAGUUAUGAUGGGACAAAAGAAUGGACUGCAAAGGUUACCUAUCCUGGUUGGGGCCAGUUCUUGUUCGCACUUCUCAUCUUGAUACCAACUGUAGCAAUAUUUUUUUAUAUAAUUUACAAAUGGCCUAAAAAUUGGAAAGAAAGUUUCCACAACAUGUUUUGCACCGGAAUCAAUAAUUAUCGACCGGAUCCUGGAGAAGAAUAAUAUAUACUUUGGACGAAAGCGUUUAGCAAUUCCAUCUACUUGACUAUUUAUACUAAAUAUAUAGCUCCAGCUAAUUCUCCAUCUUAUGUUUAUGCCUGUUUCCAAUUCACUCACAUCUAUAUAAUUUAAAAUGCAUGUAAUUUAAAUGCAGUUAGUUUAUUACCAUAAUACGACAUUGUGACGGAUAACCAGGCAUGUUAGUCCCUUUUUAGCAUAUAGCUAAAUUCCUAUAUUAUUUUAUUUAGAACCAUGCAUUUUCGUUACACGAGCAAUAAAAUUCUGAUACGGCUUGUAAUUGCCGAAUGGCGAAAAGGUGCACAGCUCAGCUAUAUGCAUAUGAUAUACAUAUUCAAAAAGUGUUGUAAAACCCGAACAAUAUUUGAAUCGAACACUCUAUUUAACAGGGGGUCAGUCAUUGUACGAAAGCCAGAUAGUGGUUUUUUCAAGCUUUCUUAUAUAUGACUAUGACCAUGCAAGAUUAAACUUUAAUAUAUAAGAGUUGAAGUUUCCUUUUAUUAAUUGUGGGAUAUGAUCCAUAUUCGUAUCACUUUUCAAGCAUUUUUAGAACAGUUGAAAAAACACUAUCCGAUGGAUAGCGCUCUGAGUAUCGAUUCUAAUUAAUAAUUAUGUUUUGCAUAUGCAGCACUGUCAAAAGAUAUGCAGCAAUUUAUUUGCAUACUUCUUGUGUCAUUAAAAUGUUAUAGUUGUAACCUUAUUUAUUUUGUAUAAUAUAGACAUUUUUUUAUAAAGAUGGGGACCAGAAAGGUUGUUUCUUUAUAUAUUCUCUUUAAUGAAACAGGUUUUCACAUUUAUGACUACAGCUAUUUCAAUUAAGGUUGUCCCCCGAGCAAAGCGGAAAAGUCGAAUACGAGCGCGAAAGGCUGCUGGGAAUCGCUGAUAAAUUCAUUAAUUUAUUAGCGAAUCCCAGCAGCCUUUCGCGCUCGUAUUCGACUUUUCCGCUUUGCUCGGGGGACAACCUUAAUUGAAAUAGCUGUAUGUUAAUGAAAAAGGUUUUCAGGUCGUAAUGAAUAGUGAAGCUGUUUGUAUUGUUCUUCGGAUCCCUAUAGUCACUUUUUAUUGGCCGCCAUCUUUGUAAGAAACGUCUGAAAUUCGUUUGUAUAAAUUGCAGAAUAUCUAAUAGAGCCUAGAGGUUAAUACUUUUUGUAGCAUUUCAUUAAUAUAGGUAGUUUAUAAUAAACUAUAUAGAUAUAGAGAUUUUUGAACAAACUAAAUUUGUAAUAAAAAAAAUUCUAGUUUAAUUAAAGUACAUAGCAUGAUA
Paramuricea clavata is the source of this 20086-nucleotide messenger RNA. Lineage: Eukaryota; Metazoa; Cnidaria; Anthozoa; Malacalcyonacea; Plexauridae. The record is from the annotation of a GenBank genome assembly.